CUGUCACAAGUUGACUGAACAUUCUAGGGCCUCAAAAUCGCACAACGAAGGUGACUGCGAGGCAAGAAAGCACCAUGGCUGGGGUGAGAUUCAGUCUGUGCUUGGUACUGGUCUCAGCUUGCUGUUUCUCCCUCCUGGGCGUCGGAUCGUCCCGGGAACACGGGGAGAAGCACGUUCUGCUGGGGGGAGACCUCGUGCUGGGCGGACUGUUCCCGCUGCACGCCGCCUGGCCGAACGGGACGUGCGGACAUGUGUCGGUACCCGGGAUACAGGCUCUGGAGGCCAUGCUGUUCGCUGUCGACAAGGUCAACAGGGAGAGUUCGCUUCUCCCAAACAUCAGCCUAGGCGUGCAUGUCCUGGACACGUGCAUGGACCCGUCCCGGAGCGUACAGGCGGCCAUGACGUUCGUGCACACGGCUGGAGGGACAGAGGACGCCAUGUGUGCGGACGGGUCCGUGCCUCUCCACCGCAGGCACGCGCACAAACGCCCGGUCUGUGUCAUCGGGCCCGCCAGCCGCCAGGAGGCGCUGCCGGUGGUCGCAGAGCUCCUGGGGUUCUUCAAGGUGCCUCAGAUAUCCUUCUCAGCCGCGACGUCCGAUCUCGUACCGGAGUUUGAGUACCUUUUCCAGUCGGCGCCGUCCGAGACAACCCAGGCCGCCAUCUUGUCCGCCAUCGUCCAGACGUUAGGCUGGAACUACGUGUCUCUGGUCGUUACUGACGGGAGGUACUACCAACAGAACGCACAGGCCUUUCAAGAGGAGGCUAAGAAAUCUGGAAGAGGUAUUUGCAUCGCAAGUCAACUGAGGAUACCACACGAUGCUGACUCAGCUGACAUAGACCGGGUGGUACAGCAGCUCCUGCGGUACCCACGCGCAGUGGGAGUGGUGGUGUUCACUACAGCCCGACAGGCCAGCAGUCUUCUGGCAGCCGCGAAAAGGCUGGGCGCUGCGGGACGGUUUGUGUGGCUUGGCGGAGAGACGUGGCACAGUAAGGACGUCCUGAGGUCCAGCCGCGGCGAGAGCGUCAUCACUCUGGCUCAUGAUCAUGAUCAAGACUCGGCUAUGCUGAAAGAGUUUGCAGAGUAUUUCUCCAAACUAAGACCCCACAACAACAGGAGGAACCCGUGGUUCGGGGAGUACUGGGAGCAUCACAUCCAGUGCGUUUCCGAGUCACUCUCGCAAGGGGGCGCAGGUGAUCCAUGCGUUUGUACAGGGGAAGAGGACGUCACCGUCUCCCAGCACGAGUGGGUCCGCGGGGUUCUAGCGGCGGUCAGGGCGGUGGCCAGGGCGGCACACGACAUGCAGCAGGCCGUGUGUCCCCGCAGUGGCCGCCGGCCGUGCGACGUGAAGCUCCGGCAGGAUACAGACAUUCUGACCAAGUUCAUCGCCAACGUUACCUCUGGAGAAGAAGAAGAAGUGAUGUUACGGGAAGGCGGAAUCCCCAGGUCGGUGUGUAGCGACCCCUGCCCCGCUGGCCACAGGAAGGUGUCCCAGACGGGUGACGCCUGCUGUUGGCUGUGUGUGCGGUGUGCCCCGGGGGAGUAUCUGAAGGACGACGUCACGUGUGAGCACUGUCCCGAGGGACAACGGGCCAAUCAAGACCUCUCAGCCUGUGAACCGACCAAUGAGAGCGAAGAUGUCGAUGACGUAGAUAGCUGAAGCGAUGUAAUUGGAGCACGUCAGCAGGACGUACUGCGCCUGCGCGAAACCCUGACUUUUCAUGGUUUUUGUUAAAUGUUUGGUAAACGUUGUAUCAGAAUUUUGCCUGUUGCA
This is a messenger RNA of Branchiostoma belcheri (Belcher's lancelet), 1772 nucleotides long. RefSeq names its product metabotropic glutamate receptor-like. Gene Ontology annotation, biological process: regulation of synaptic transmission, glutamatergic; G protein-coupled glutamate receptor signaling pathway. Bases 75 to 1658 code for a protein of 527 amino acids. Gene Ontology annotation, cellular component: membrane. Gene Ontology annotation, molecular function: group II metabotropic glutamate receptor activity. Lineage: Eukaryota; Metazoa; Chordata; Leptocardii; Amphioxiformes; Branchiostomatidae. The record is from RefSeq and is a predicted model, not a curated record. The transcript is spliced from 8 exons.